Puccinia graminis f. sp. tritici CRL 75-36-700-3 is the source of this 800-nucleotide messenger RNA. RefSeq lists its product as uncharacterized. Bases 105 to 518 code for a protein of 137 amino acids. NCBI's taxonomy places the organism in Eukaryota, Fungi, Basidiomycota, Pucciniomycetes, Pucciniales, Pucciniaceae. The transcript has 5 exons. The record is from RefSeq and is a predicted model, not a curated record.
CAGGAGAGACACACAUAAAAAGACCCACCUUCUGACCGCGCGCUCUGGGUCCGGAACGAUUAUCAUAUCACUGCCAGCUUACAUAUCCCGAAUUACCCAACGAUAUGUCUACGGGGAACGAUUGGCAGAGAGGAUCCCUCGGCUUCGUACUCGUCACUCUCAUGAUCAUUACCCUUUACUUGGGCCAGGUUGCAGCCGGGACCACACAGCACUGCGGCUACCACUUCUCCCCCACCAGCUCGAAGGGGAAGGGAGCGUCUUGCAUGCAGGACGAUAAAGAUGAUAAGUUGUGCGUUCUCGACAGCUGUACCAGCGAUGCUAGCGGAUUAAAGUGGGACUUCGUUCGCUACAGUUAUUGCAGCCACGGCCAUCGCAUCACACCUGAUGCAGUAAAACCAGCUCAAUAUUUUCGUCGAAAGGACUACGUUGAGGUCCAGAAAGAUGGGACCGACCAGUGGGUCGAUUGUGCUUACUCGACUCCAACCGACUAUCAGAUGACCUGUUCCGACUGCUCGUGACCAUCGUAUUAGCCCUCAAAAGCUCAGCAAAACGGGCCUGCCGGGGACGAAACGGUUGGAUAGAAGAGCGUCGAUAUCUUCUCUCACUCGACCCGACACUGCAGUUGUUUCAUUAAAUCUUUAUGGACCUAUUCUAGUCAUCAGCCUCCUCAUUGUAUCCAGAACGAACUGUGUAUCUUGACGAUCAAGAAUGUACUACCCCAUUUCCUCUGUAUUUUGCGAAUGCUUCAUGAGAUCCUCAUGGCCGAUGAGGCAUCCAAUGGGUCACCGGUUUUGAGGUCC